GACGGGCUUCGCAUCAAUCAACUAGUACCCUGGACAAUGAAUAUUGCUUGCACCCCAACCAAUGACAAGAGUUAGCGGAGUUUAUAAAAACCGAAAUCCUCCCGCUGCUGAUGUCGCAACCAAAGGGACAGAAGGAUUGACUUCAAUGAGAUCCUCGCUAUCUACAUAACGCCAUGCUGCAACAAGUUUUCCUCCAGGAAUUUGAAGAAUGCAGCACCGACCGCAGCUAAAGAGAAUCGCGAGAUAAGAGCGAAAUGUAGAGUUCCACUGCAGAGCAGAAAAAAUUGACUACUUAACAGUCUGGGAAAGCCACCCAUUGGUUUGAGGAAAACCACCAUUGAAGCCAACGACCUGAAAUUGUUUAGGAACCAAUUGCCAAGAUCAAGUGUUUCAACUAUUAGAGGUAGGCGAAACAGCAUGGGCUCCUUCAAUCAGAAUGAGCUCAGAAAGAUGGGUGGGAAAAUGGACACUACAUUUACAAAAGCUGCAUGCUCAAAAGAAAACCUGCUCAAUGCAACAUUUUGUCUCCCAUGUUCUGGUGACAACGAUGCCAGGCGCAAGAGCGUGGAUGAGGUCAUGCAGUGGCAUGACCUGCCCAGCAUUGAUGCUGCCAGCAAUACCCUUCAGCCCGAGUCAGCACUUUCAGCACACUUACCAGAUAUCCCUAUCGAGCCACAUAAUCUGUCGGGUUUAUUACCCAGCUUCGUCAAACAAGAGUGUUUGCGUAUAGCUGCUCAAAUGAGCAAUGAAAGCAACUAUGCACGAAAUGCAUGCCUCAUGGACAAUUCUAGAAUAGAUCAAGAGCCUGUGAUUGAUUUAUCGGUACUCUCGUGUUCAGACAUCUCUCUAGUAAAAUCCCCACAAAUUCGCUAUACCGCUGAGUUGCCAGGAAAUAGUUUAAAGGAUGCUGGAUGUCAACUAAUCCAUACUGAAGUUGACGUAAAACUUAAAGAUUCAUUUUUUAGUUCCAUGACAGAGAUGAAUGCAUUGACUCAGGAAAUCUGCCCUAUUCUCCACAUAAUUUGAUUCGGUUUGAUGACACCACCAUGCUGAGCGACCCUCAUGAUCUCAAGGAUGAAGAUACAAAUGUGUCAAAGUCAGAAGGUUAUUCCAGAAAUCUUGUGAGCUUGUUGCCCACCUGUAGACCUUACGAUGUAAGGGAGAUUUAAUGGAAUCAAAUGAAACCAUGGUUUUCUACGAUACAUCAAAUAUGCGGGCAGAGAAUGAAUUCACUGAUAAAAGUGUCAUCGAAACAAAGACUUCAACAAAUUCCAAAAAUCUCUCUCUGAGACAGACCUGCUCUUGUGUAAAGGAUCCGUGCUAAGCCAUGACAAUCUAAGUGUGCCAAAACCGAGUUUUGGUCUGGGAAAUGAAUUCCAGACUCCAACUGAUCAGACUAAUACUGUGCCCAGUGUUGGUCGCGGAGACUUGAUCAAGUUGAAUGAAACCAUGACGCAGGCAAAUGUAACAUGUGAGGCAUUAAAACAUGAAACCAGCUUUGGAAAUCAUCUCUCGGCUUCCAUCUUGUCGGAUUCCAAGAUGUCCCUGAAUGUCCAAGAUGCCGUGCAAUUAAAUGGAACUAUGACGGUAUUUGAUCAUAAUGCAACAUUUGAAAAGUCAAAGCAUGAAGACUUUCUUGGUCAUGAUGGCAAAGCGACUGCCUCGAUGAGUUGCAAGUUGGCUCUAUCCACAACCACAGAGCUUCAAGCGGCUGAAAUCGUGGCAGGGAAUGACUGUAAAGAUGCUACCUUUGAUACAUCAAAGCAAGAUUAUAAUUUUGGAAAUGAACCCAACAAUGCCAUUUGCUUGUUGCCUCCAUCUAUUGGAAAUAAGGUGGAAUUAAAUGGUACCAUAACUCUGGAACAUAAAAAUGCAACGUUUGAUACUUCAAAGCAUGAGAGUAAUUUGGGUAAUGACUGCAGCAAGACCACUCCCUUGUUGCCUCCAUCAGCAGGUGAAAAAGUGCAAUUAAAUGAAACCAUGAUUGUGGACCAAAAAUAUGUGACGCUUGAUGUAUGGCAGCUUGAGAGCUGCGUUGGAGGUAAUGUCAGUGACAUCGCUGCCUCGUCACACUGCAGGCUUACAAGUCAAGUGGUGCAGUUAAACGGAAGCAUGACUGCGACCAAUACUGAGGUUGAGAGAUUUGAGUCAUCAAAAGAUGGCAUCGGCUUGGAAGUGAAAAAAACGGGCAAAACUACCAACUUGUCCAGUUGCACGCCGCCGCUAUCUUCAAGAGACUUGGAUGGUCUCGUACCACUGAGCAAAUGUGAGGAUAGUACUUUAAUUUCUGCAGCAGCGCUGCGGGGAAUCCAGUCUAACUGUGACAGUAGUACCUCAAACAAUACAAAUACUGCGGGAAAUUUGGGAAAAGAUAAUGCGACUUGUUCUGUAAAAUGUGAAGGCAACCAAGACAAUGCUGGAAACAUCAACAGUUCCAGAGGACCUCCAGACCUGGUCAAAAAUCCACAUUUGAGAAAUUCCAUGCACAAUGAGGAACUUGAUGCAGUGAAUUCAGAAUGGGCUCCAGGCUGCAUGUCGACCCCAAAUAUUGCAGUGAAGUAUAGUUUUAUAGAAAAUCCACCAUUUGACUACUCCUUCCAGACCUCGUCCUCCACCCUUCAGGAUGACACACAUGUUGCAGUUGGUGAUUGUUCAGAUAAACAAGCUCCCAUGGGUGACUCAAGUUCAGGAUCUAACAAGAACAAACCUAAGUCUUCCAGUGGCAAAGCCAUAAAUGCACCACUACCUGAUAAUCAGUUGCGAGAAUCCAAAGCAGUAACUGCAGGUUCCUCCAAACCUGUUUCCAACCUUCCUAUAACCAGAAGGGAAAAUGGCAACCUAGGAGCGACGCUGUGGAAUAUAAAUGUAGUGGUGAAAAGAAGUCGAUACCUUUAUCUACUAGAACCUCUAGACCAAGUUGUUCUUUGAUGGGUAGAGGAGGAAGGCCUCCGAUACAACCACCUAAUCUUUCGAAGAAGUCCCUUCCAAAGCCUCGUCUAGUCCCAGGAAGGCCAAGUAGUGUUGUUGGGACAGGGCACAGUUCACCCAGUAACCAACUUCCAUCAUGCCAGACUACAGUCAACACCAAAAUACCUGUGAAAACAGAGACUGAAGUUAUCAGCAAGAUACCUGGAAUUAAGAAAAAAUCUCACCAUGCAACUUCAGAGGAACCUACCCAGGACCAAAAAUCUGAAUUUGAACUUGCUCCACUCUUCGGUGUGGGUACGGCUGGUCCUUCAAGCACCAGAAAUAAUAUCCACACACUUCAUGCUUUGGCCUCCAACAAUGUUAUCCCUGGCAUAAAGCGGCCAGGCAGUACAAUGGAGCAGAAGAGGCAAUGCCCAUCUCCAAAGAGACCCAAGGCCGUGGGUACGGCUGGUCCUUCAAGCACCAGAAAGAAUAUCCACACACUUCAUGCUUUGGCCUCCAACAAUGUUAUCCCUGGCAUAAAGCGGCCAGGCAGUACAAUGGAGCAGAAGAGGCAAUGCCCAUCUCCAAAGAGACCCAAGGCCGUGGCACAACAUCACAGGAAAAUCAAAGAACUCGAGGAGAAAGUCGCUGAGUUAGAGCUUGAAAAUGCUGCACUUCGUCAGAGUGUCCCAAAUUGGCCUUGAAGAUUCCAAUGUUUAACACCAUAUCUGAUGCCAACACAGCGCUGCUUAAGUGAUGAUGUCCACAACUGUGUUUCCAUAUUAAUGCACUGCUAGUAUUACAUUUUGCCUAAGAUUUUAAUUGUUAUUAAAAUAAUCUUUUGGAUGGUUAAUAGUGCUUGUUUCCUGUGUCUGGUUUAUAAAUGUUUACAUUAUUUAUUCACAAUGUGUUUACUUAUAAACAAAUAAAAAUAUAUGAAUCACUAA
Molecule: messenger RNA, 3857 nt
Organism: Amblyraja radiata (thorny skate)
Lineage: Eukaryota; Metazoa; Chordata; Chondrichthyes; Rajiformes; Rajidae
Exons: 6
Coding region: 2928-3614 (228 amino acids)
Source: RefSeq, a predicted model, not a curated record